This is a messenger RNA of Bicyclus anynana (squinting bush brown), 2698 nucleotides long. Its product is annotated as myrosinase 1-like. The transcript has 10 exons. Bases 253 to 1596 code for a protein of 447 amino acids. Gene Ontology annotation, molecular function: beta-glucosidase activity. The record is from RefSeq and is a predicted model, not a curated record. NCBI's taxonomy places the organism in Eukaryota, Metazoa, Arthropoda, Insecta, Lepidoptera, Nymphalidae. Gene Ontology annotation, biological process: carbohydrate metabolic process.
CUAAUAUGAAUUGUUCAUAGUACAAUACUGGUGACUUGCAGAGCCGAUCUCAAUUUUCCUGAGCACUUUAAGCUAGGUGCAGCCACUUCUUCGUAUCAGAUAGAAGGCGGAUGGAACGCUGAUGGUAAGGGUGAGAGCAUAUGGGACAGGUUCGUCCACGAGAACUCUGCAGACAUCAAGAACGGAGCCACGGGAGACGUCGCGGCGGACUCCUACCACCAGUGGAGGGAAGAUGUCAGGAUCGCUGCCAACAUGGGACUGCAGUUUUACAGAUUUUCAAUAAGUUGGCCUCGUAUCCUGCCAACUGGCUUCGAUAACAAGAUCAAUCAGGCUGGUGUCAAAUACUACAGUGACCUCAUUGACGCUCUCCUGGCGGAGGACAUUGAACCCGUCGUAACGAUGUACCAUUGGGAGAUGCCUGUGAAGAUACAAGAUCUAGGUGGCUGGACAAAUCCUCUCAUUGUGAACUGGUUCGGAGACUACGCGAGAGUGAUAUUCUCUCAGUACGCCGACCGCGUCAAGACCUGGCUCACCAUCAACGAAGCCAUUGCGAUCUGCGACUUCGCUUUCAAUAAAGGCCAUUUCGCUCCUAAAAUAAAGGAGCCAGAAUUCGCACCUUUUCUCUGCAAUAAACACAUUUUGCUGGCGCACGCGACCGCUUAUAGAAUAUAUGAUCAAGAGUUUAGGCCAAAGUAUAAAGCUCGGAUAUCGCUUCCGAACUUCGAAUUGUUGAUAAAACCAGCUACAGAAAACGAUACGGCGUUAGCAGAUUUGGGAAGGCAGCAUGCGACAGGCAGAUACUCGUAUCCAAUAUUCUCAAAGCAGGGUGGUUGGCCGCCAUCGAUUGAGAAGCUGAUGCUACAAUAUAGCUUGGGACAAGGAUAUCGGCACUCCAGGUUGCCGUCAUUCACAAAAGAUGAAAUAGAAUUUGUCAAAGGAACAGCUGACUUCUACGGCAUUAAUCAUUACAAAACAAGUCUGAUCAGACCGGCUAAGCCCGGAGAGGGCCCGGGAAUUUGGUUCUUGACCGGGUCUCCGGAACUAAACGCCACCUUGGAGUUCCAGACAGAUAGCAAAGUUGCCAACUCACCUAUAUUUCCAGUCUAUCCAGAAGGCAUCCGGGAACUGCUAUCCUGGAUAAAGCAGGAGUACGGAGACAUCGAUAUCCUGAUUACUGAAAAUGGCUUUGGCUACUUAACCAACGAUUAUGAGCUUAAUGAUGUGGAUAGAACACAAUUAUUCAAGGAAUAUUUGGAACAGGUAUUGCUCUCCAUAAAAGUGGACAACGUCAGCGUCAUAGGAUACACCGCGUGGUCUCUCAUUGACAACUUCGAGUGGCUGGAUGGAUAUUCAGUAAAGUUCGGUAUCCACGAGGUCGACUUCUCUCAUCCGAACCGAACGCGCACCCCGCGCACGUCAGCGCACUACCUCGCUUGCGUCAUCCGCGCGCGCUCGCUUGACGUGCCCGACCACUGCUACAAGGACAAAUACUUGGCUGACAGAGCACGGAUAGGUUACAGAAGUGGAAGUCAUAAGACACAAGCUGGAUUGUUUAUUAACUUUAUUUUAAUAGCUACAAGCUGUGUUUUUCGAUAAUUUUUUUACAUCAAUUAAUUAACAGCCAUGCCCGACAUGCCCGAUAUGUGGAAUAUGUCUUUUUUAAAGAGGGUCUUACACGCGGGUGAAGUUUCAGGUGUCAGCUAGUUAGCAUUACUUUAACAGAUACAAGCUUUGUUUUUUGAUGAAUUUUCAAUCAAUCAAUAUAACAACCGUACUCGACCACUUGGUCGGCAGAGCACGGAAAAGUCACUUUAAAGUGUUUUUCAGAUAGCAUGGGUACGGUGACAGUUGCCUUAUGACGUUCAUAAUACGUAUUAUUAUCGUGAAUCGCGGUAAACUUUCAAGAGUGAAACGAACUGUCACCGUACCCAUGCUAUUUGAAAAACACUAGUAGCCACAUGUGGCUACACACAAGCGGUGUUUUAAUUAACAUAUAUGUUUAGUCGUCGUUAUCAACCCAUAUACGGCUCACUGCUGAGCUCGAGUCUCCUCUCAGAAUUAGAGGGGUGUGGCCAAUAGUCCACCACGCUGGCCCAAUGCGGAUUGGCAGACUUCACACACGCAGAGAAUUAAGAAAUUCUCUGGUAUGCAGGUUUCCUCACGAUGUUUUCCUUCACCGAUUAAGACACGUGUUUUUUUUAAGAAAAUGUUUUUAGUACAUAGCCUUAAUAAAAUAAUAUUUUUUAUAAGCGUUGAUAUUAUAUUUAUGUAAGUAGGUAUAUAUUUGUAAGAAUUGGAUAUUAAAAAGUUUACUAUAAUGUUUUCCUUUUAAGCAACGAUAAAAGAAAAACGGAGUAGGUACUUAGUAUAUUUUUAAUUUAUGUAUAAUUAUGAAAUUAUUGAACGAUAUUAUUUUCUACCAACUGAUUAGUUUGAAAUCGGUGCCAAGCCCGUGUUGUGUUGAUUUAAGUCUUCAGUGAAAAAAUCAAAAAACUAAAGCAAGUGCAAAAGUUUUCUGUAAGUUAUAAUUUUCAAAUUAUUCAAACAAUAAUUAAUAAUACAUUAUUGUACCUACGAAAUCGAUUUUCAUUAUAGCGAUAAUGUCAUAGGUGACUUAUUUAAUAUACGCGGUUGAAAAGCGGUUUAUUUUGCAUAUUAAUCUUUACUAAUAUUAUAAAGCUGAAGAAAUUGUUUGUUG